This is a messenger RNA of Aphanomyces invadans, 1490 nucleotides long. RefSeq lists its product as hypothetical. The record is from RefSeq and is a predicted model, not a curated record. The transcript has a single exon. NCBI's taxonomy places the organism in Eukaryota, Oomycota, Saprolegniomycetes, Saprolegniales, Verrucalvaceae. Gene Ontology annotation, molecular function: DNA binding. The coding region runs from base 142 to 1404 and encodes 420 amino acids.
UGUGUGCGUGUCAAAGCAGCAUGCCGCCAUGAUGGAUGGCGGGCAUUCACAUUCAGUUGAUAAGAUCGCAGCCGGGCCCUCCAUCUGCUUGGGUCAUUUGCACGAGCGUCAUUGCCGUUCUGCCUGUCACCCCGACUGCACAUGUUGGCGCCUGUCGGGGACAGUAGUCCCAUGUGCGAUCCGCUAGGGACACCACUGGCCGGCCACAGCCGACAGGACUCGACAAGCGAAGGGGCCGACUCGAUGUGGUACUUCUGUCCUGCGCUGGACGCUUUUCAGGUCGAACUCGGCGCCGACAUCCGAGAUGCAUUCCUGAGUCCAUCCAAGCAGAUCGUCCCGGUGCAAUCGGACAUGGUCUUGCCCAUCUUGCAGGGCAAGGAUCUGUCGGCGGGGUCUCCUUUGUCUUCCGAGAAGGCACCCACCAUCUCUGGCGUGUCGCCCACGCUUGACAGCUACCCCAGCCGCCCUGAACGACGACCGAGCUCGAGCAGCAGCGACGACUCGGGCAUGGCCGACGACGAGGAUGACGACGACGCCCAUGGACCGGAUGAGCUCGCGAUGUCAUCGGGGGAACCCCAAACGACGGGCCGGUGGACGAAACAGGAGCACGAGCUAUUCCUGGAAGGGCUUCGGCGGUAUGGCAAGUCGUGGAAGAGCAUUUCGAACCUUGUUGUUACACGGACGCUCGUUCAGAUUCGCACGCACGCACAAAAGUACCUACAGAAGCAAUCGAGGUCGUCCAAAGCAGGGCUGCAAUACCUGUCGGGGCCAAGACAUCUCCCUCGUCACCCCCUUCCCUUUCAUCACCACGGCGGCCUUCCGUCGCAUGUGACCAUACCGCCGUCGUUCAUGAUGGCGCACCAGCAACAACAGCAGCAUCAUUUGCAGUGGGGAGUGCUGCACGACCCCACUGCCCUCGCAUACCACCAAGACGCCAUCUACCGACACCUUUUGCAACAGCAUCACCGCCAACAUCUUCACAACCACGACAACAAUGCACUCGAUCACCUCCUUGACCAUUCGGACGAUGAAAACGACAAAAUGGAUGGCCAAAAUGCCCCCAACAACAACAACACGAGGUCGGAUGACGACGACGGAGACGACGACGACGAGCUCCCGCACAUGAUGAUGGCGUGUGUAGCCACUGGCCACCGAAGAAGUUCGGCACCAGCCGCGUCCCAGCCGUCGACGUUGAAGCACCUUGCGCCGUCGCCCGACAUGAGUCGCAGACUUAAACGGAGGCGACUCGACCCGAUGCAGCAGCACCAUGCCGUCAUGGCGUAUUUGGACCCAGCCGUGAGUCAAACCCCGUCGUCGCAGCGUUUAUCGCCACAGUACCCACCGACACAGCAAUUACUCGGAACGCCUUGUGUGUCCGCCUUGCAUACUCCACACCUCAUUUAGUCUCGACUUCCUCCACAACUUGCGUACUACCCCAUCGUACGUUGCUUGUGUAAAAUCGAAUGUAUUGAUGGUAUAUGGCACCCGCA